Pteronotus mesoamericanus is the source of this 1117-nucleotide messenger RNA. It is a transcript of the gene CMTM7, whose product is annotated as CKLF like MARVEL transmembrane domain containing 7. The transcript is spliced from 5 exons. Bases 11 to 538 code for a protein of 175 amino acids. NCBI's taxonomy places the organism in Eukaryota, Metazoa, Chordata, Mammalia, Chiroptera, Mormoopidae. Gene Ontology annotation, cellular component: membrane. The record is from RefSeq and is a predicted model, not a curated record.
GGGCCGCGCGAUGUCGCACGGAGCUGGGCUCGUCCGCACCACGUGCAGCAGCGGCAGCGCGUUCGGACCCAGGGCUGGCGGGGGACAGCGGAGCGCGAGCCCCUCGGAGGGUCUGCUGGACCCGGUCUACCCCCGCACGCAUGGGGCCCUGUUGAAAGUGGCGCAGAUGGUCACUCUGCUGAUUGCCUUCAUCUGCGUGAGCAGCUCCCCAUGGACCAGCUACAGUGCCUUCAGAUACUUUGAAGUGGUCACCAUUUGCAACUUGAUAAUGAUCCUCGCCUUUUACCUGGUCCACCUCUUCCGCCUCUACCGCGUGCUCACCUGUAUCAGCUGGCCCCUCUCGGAACUUCUGCAUUAUUUAAUUGGUACCCUGCUCCUCCUCAUCGCCUCCAUCGUGGCAGCCUCCAAGAGUUACAACCAGAGCGAGCUGGUAGCCGCAGCGAUCUUCGGUUUCCUGGCCACCUUCCUCUGCCUGGCGAGCGUGUGGCUCUCCUACAAGAUCUCUUGUGUGACUCAGUCUGCAGAUGCAGCCGUCUGAGGACACCACAGCCUCCCGGCCCGCAGGACGCGCGGCCCAGCAGACAGCACGGUCCGUGGGCCAGCGACCUGAGGGAAGACUUCUGAACCUGUGUCCUGUGCCAAAGUCCUGCCCGGGCUGGCAGGCACGGAUGGAGGGGGGCCUUCGCCUUCCUCCUGGGCUCCUGAGCUGCUGCGAACCUCUCUCUGCGGUCCUCCUUGGAGAACAUUCCUCCCCAUCAGGGAAAGAAAAGCAGCCUCCAGGGAAAUCUGGUGUCUCCCUCCUGCUUUUGAAACUGCCUCAGGGACCGGUGACCACACUUCCCACGGUGGAGGGGUUUCUGGGUACAUCUGCACAACUCCCGUUCUGCAGGGGAGUGACGCCGCCUUAAGUCUGCCCUGUGAAGCAAAGCCCUUUCCUAAUUUAUCUAGCCCGGGAAGCUGGCCUCGGAGGUGCCCUCGUUCUUGCAGUGAGGUGUGCUUGUAGGAGCCCUAGGUGGUCCACCUGUCCCCGAAGAUGAGCUCUCAGCCUCCUCUCCUGAUUCUGCCUUCGUGACCGUUGUGCAUGUGUGUCUCUGUGUUUUUUAAAUAAAAUAUUGAC